Seminavis robusta is the source of this 2151-nucleotide messenger RNA. Lineage: Eukaryota; Bacillariophyta; Bacillariophyceae; Naviculales; Naviculaceae. The record is from the annotation of a GenBank genome assembly.
AUGACAGCAGGCAGCGUCAAGAUCAACAAAUUCAUUCCAACUUCACUCAAGGAAGAAAUCACCAAGUCCUUUCUGGGGCAUUUUCUCAGCACUCCCAAAGUCCGGCCUAAAAAUGACAAGAACGAGCAAAACGCACCGGAAGUUUUGGAUGGGAACUCCGAAUCGGAGCAUCGGUUUGAAGAAGAUGCCAUCAAGGUCACGGCCGCGGUAGAACAACGACGCGUCAGACGACACAGCGGUCAGUUUGGUCCAGGUGUCGUUCGACGGGCUCAUCGCAAAGUUCGAACCAAGUCCGACGCAACUAGCAGUGACAGGUUCGAUGAUGAGGAUGACUUGAGCACUAGUGACUUUGACACUACCAGUGGGGCCGAGGAAGAUCCCAACAUGGAGGACAGUCAGCUGCCAGAUGACUUUUCCGGUUCCUAUAUGCCUCGUGGCACCAAUGGGAGCAGCGGCGAUCACAAAACGAAGUCAUCAAGAAUGUCAUGUUCCGAGCGAUUGUCGUCGUCGCAGCCACGAGCGUCAGACACCCUUUGCGCCAGCAGCAAUCAUACAGAGAGGUCACAACAACUGUCAACCCGCAGCCGGCGAAAGGGUAACGCGCGACUGCGUUCUCUGUCGGAAUGUCGUGGAAGCAGUCGUCGAAGCAGUGCAGGUGAAAUAUCCCAAGGCAGUGCGCGGGGCCUUAGCAGCAGUCUCCACAGCAGCCUCCACGGUAGCAGUCGCGGUCGCCGACGCGCUGGUUCUGCACAUGGCCACGACAACGAUUUGAGCGCCAUCCAAAGUCCUCGUAGGGCCAGCGACAAGAGUCCAAGAAGAUCAAGCGACGUGGCCAAGAGUCCAAAGAGGAGAAGUGAUAAAAGUCCUCGUAGGGCCAGCGACAAGAGUCCAAGGCGGUCAAGCGACAUUGUGAAGAGUCCACGGAGGAGAAGUGACAAAAGUCCUCGUAGGGCCAGCGACAAGAGUCCAAGGAAGGCAAGUUACAAGAGCCCAAAAACUCCCAACGCCGUUCAGAAGGGUCCACGGAAGGCAAGUGACAAGACUCCAUGCAGAACAAGCGACAAAAGAAAAAGUCCCCAUAGGAUCAGCGACAAGAGUCCACGAAGGUCGACUCUCAGGUCCAGCGAAAAUAGCGCUAUGUCCACGCAACAAGUAGCCAUCAUCAGUCCACGAAGUAGUGGCAGAUCGUCUGUUCCCAGAACUCCCAAAACACCGAGAACGCCUCAAAAACUCAAAACACCCAAAACGAAAACACCUCAACGUAGAACGCCCCAGAGAGCACCCGACCCAAAGACGCCGGAUAAAACUCGCAACAAAGAACAGCAAUCCGCCCAAAGACUUGGCAAAGCGGGGAGUUCAAGGUACGAUGCUUCCACUGACGGUGAGAAUUUGCAAGACUUCUAUGCAGCCAUGAUGUCACCCAUGCCAAUACGCCACUCUGGUAAGGCAGAAAGCGUUGAUGCCAGCGCAGUCGACAUUGACAUUAGCGCCAGCAAUCAUAGCAUCGAAACUCCCCACGAGGAACCAAAUCAUCGACCUGCUGCAAACCAUAAAACACGUGGAAGUGCUCUAGAUGACGCUUCCACUGACAGUGGCGUGUUACAUGAGUUCUGUGGGGCAAUGAUGUCACCCAUCUACUCCAGCAAGGCAGCAGACAUUGACAUUAGCGACACCGACCACAAUGAGGAUUCUGACAAUGAAAGCAGCAAGGGAGAACGGCGCCUUCCGAAGACACCCAAUGGAAGCAAGGCGGGUCGCCCUAGUAGGGAUCAGUUGCGGGAAGGACUGGAUCGUGUCGCUGACGCUGUCAGUAGCAACUCCGAUUUCAUGAUACCGCCUCUAGUCCAAUCGACGCCUGACUUUGACAAUGAAAACUUUUCGGCGGUCACGGUGAGUUUGGAUGCCCUGGAUUUGCAGGAUGGCAGUGUUGAACUAGGCAGAAGAGGUAAAGGGAAACGAAGCGCAGUUGGAUAUUCUUCUCGACACGGAAGCAAGGACAAUGCACUUACCCAAACAAACGUUUCAACUCUGGAGGAUGAAAUUGACGAAGAAAAUUCACUUGCACCCGAGCAUAUUAUGACCAAACAAUGUCCAUCUCACAUGAGUUUCGAAGGAUCCCAGAGCAAGCUCUUUGACUCCAUGGUUUGGUGA